AUGAUGCUCUAUUGUUUCACUCCCUCGUUGCUACGCUCAACCCGCCUACGAGUGAAUUUGGGUUCUCAAAAGAGCUUACUUCUGUCCUUUUGGCUAAGGAUAAGGUUCGAGUAUGUGGAUAGUGAUGUUAAUAAUAGGAGUAAUACUGAUAUGAUUGUUAGGGUUAUUCAUGAUGUACCCGAAGGAAGAGAGAUUUGUUUGAGUUAUUUCCCUGUGAAUUUUAAGUAUUCCGAUAGGCAGAAAAGGUUGAAGGAGGAUUAUGGUUUUGCGUGUAAUUGUGAUCGGUGUGUGGUCGAGGCUAACUGGUCUGAUCAUGAGGAUGAUGAUGCUAUGGAUAACGAGGGCGAGGAAAAUGAGGAGGAAGAGGAUGAAGCAAUGGAGGAGGAUGUGGAUGAUGAAGUAAAUGGAAAUGAUGAGGUGGAGGAGGGUGAUCAAGAUUUUCCUCACGCGUAUUUCUUCAUGCGGUACAUGUGUAAUCGAGAGAAUUGUGGGGGUACAUUGGCUCCGUUGCCUCCUUCCGAUGCAUCUCUGUCGACAGUUAUGGAAUGCAAUGUUUGUGGUAAUUUGAGUAAAUGUGAUGAGCUUAUGGCUUAGUGCCGUGGACCAUCGAUUCCUAUCAAGUAUGUUACAUUUUCCAUAUUAGUUAGGUUUGUUUUUUCUUAGAAAUUUGAGCCUCCACGUGAUGUUUUUCGCGCUUAUGUUGAUUUGAUAAACACCUAUUUGAUGAGCUUUAGUUGUAGCUAAAACUUCUUGACCCUUUGUCUUUGGUAGCUCGUCUUGGUUUUCCUUUUGUUAGUCUCAAGCAAAUGCCAAAAUGUUGGCUUGUGAUCUCCAUAAUUUUCAUAUAUAUGUGGUAUACUUUUGUUUCCAUAAUUUUCAAAUGUAGACGGUAUACCUUUGUUUGAGUAACAUGUACUUCUCUUAUGAGCAUUUUAACAGUCAGUUUAUCAACCAGUCACCUUAGAAUUGGGCGCGUCUAUAUGAGUCAUCUAUACCAUUUUGCUCUAUUCUUCUAAGUAUUUUACAUGGAUAAUAAGCUGCCAGGGAAUUUCAACAUACCCAAGGCCUCAAGUUUUGAAUAUCAAGCACUGGAGUGUUGUGACAGAGUUGGUGAUACUAAUUGGAUUGUGGUGUAUAAGGCUUGAAUGAAGAGUUUAAUCAUCAUUGAACCAUCCCCAAUAAACAAGAAUUCACUCAUAUAUUUCAUUGCUCUAUAGACAAUUCAAGCAGUUCAGGUUAUGAUACCAGUUUGCCUAGAAUUAAAUCUUCUGAUCUUCAGCAAUAAAAG
Molecule: messenger RNA, 1288 nt
Organism: Nicotiana tabacum (common tobacco)
Lineage: Eukaryota; Viridiplantae; Streptophyta; Magnoliopsida; Solanales; Solanaceae
Source: RefSeq, a predicted model, not a curated record